AUGAGCACCCCCAAUCCCUCAACCCUACACAAACAACUCCUCCACUCCCUCUCCACCUCGCACCUCCCCCUCCCCAGCCCCACCUUCCUAAACGCCAUCCUCACCCCCUCCACCACGCACCUCUCCUCUCUCCCCUCCCUCCCCUCCCUCCUCGCCACAACCCGCCACCGUCUCCUCUCCACUUCCCUCACAACCCCCAACCUCCUCUCCCCAGAAACCCCCUCCCUCCCCCCCUCCCUCUCAAACCCCCUCGUCAAAGAAACCCUCCUCGAAACCGACAUCCCCGUCCAAGUCCUCGACAUCCAAGACAUCAGCCGCUCCCAAAGCGAUCUCCUCCUCGAUCUCGAGGCCGAGCGCCUAGGCGAGCGCACCCAAGGCCGUUCCAUCAUCCGCGUCGCAGACGAAUCCUCCUCCUCCUCCUCUUCCUCCCCCCUCGAUCUCGGAUCCUCAGCCUCAACACAAAUACUCCCCAACCACCCACCCCAAAAUAAAUCAACCCCAUCCCACUCCCCCGGUCCUUUCAAACUCCACCUCCAAGACCGCACCGGCGCAACCAUCUACGCAUUUACGACUUCUCUCCCCGCGUCUUCUCCUCUGCAGGGAAAAAUUGGGUUUCCCCCGAAAAUGAAUAUCGGCUGUAAGAUACUUUUGCAGCGGGGAACGCGGGUGCAUAGGGGAUGGUGA
This is a messenger RNA of Botrytis sinoallii, 684 nucleotides long. RefSeq lists its product as uncharacterized. The record is from RefSeq and is a predicted model, not a curated record. Lineage: Eukaryota; Fungi; Ascomycota; Leotiomycetes; Helotiales; Sclerotiniaceae. The transcript has a single exon. Bases 1 to 684 code for a protein of 227 amino acids.